Molecule: messenger RNA, 973 nt
Organism: Caenorhabditis elegans
Lineage: Eukaryota; Metazoa; Nematoda; Chromadorea; Rhabditida; Rhabditidae
Source: the annotation of a RefSeq genome assembly
AUGAAUCGUUUUUACACGUACGGUAGUGUUGAAUCAAUUCCUUAUUACAACUGCUCCCAUAAAAAUUUCACGGAAUGGGAGAAGACUGGACAAAAACGACCGUAUUUCGGAUGGCCACUGGUAGUUUUUGGAGUCCUCGUGGAGUUGUUGUACAUUCCAGUUAUCUAUAUUAUAUUUAAAACAAAACUUAUCAGACAUCCGUGUUAUAAAAUAAUUCUCCAUUUUGGCCCUAAUUGAUAUGAGUGCAACCUGCUGUAGUUGCAUAAUUACUGAAAGUUUAUUAAUCGUCGGAGCCGUUUUUUGCAUGCAUUCAACAUUCAUUUAUGUGUCUGGGUUAUUUGUGUUUAACACUUGGUGCAUGGCCUGUGCAACAACAAUUUCUCUAUUUCUGAACCGAGUUAUAAGCAUUGGAUUUCGAAAGUAUGCAGAUGAAAUCGAAAAGAAAAUUGCAUAUAUUUCAAAGUUUCUCUUGGUUUCAUAUGGAUCUUUCGUGUUUUGGUUUACUCCAUCACUCAUAUUCAAUUCAGUUUUCAUGUGUUGGAUUGCAGAUCCAUUGUCAGAAACUGUGCCGAGCAAGGAGGCAGCUGCAAUGUACAAAAACACGGUUCAAGCAAGGCAUAACUUUUUAUUCGUGGCUUUCAUGUUCACAUUGUUUACCAUAUAUUUUGUACUGGUGAAACAACAUGACAGAAGUCAAAGGCUUCUCGGGCGAUCUUUGUCCAGUGCUCAGUGAUCUGUUUCUUCAACACAGGCGGUGCACUAGUCUACAAUGCAUGUGCAAUUGUAACUCCUGCUCCAUGGAUUCUUGUAUUCGGUCAAAUAUGCUGGUCAUGUAAUCAUGCGUGCCCAGCUGUAAUCUAUGUCACGCUGAAUGAAACUAUCCGAAGGGAGUUCCUAAAACUCCUGUUCGGAGCAAGGUGCUCUCAGAAAAUUCACGACACAAGCACAGACAAAGGAGUGCUGUUCAAUAAUA